AUGUCGGACGAUCUUGGCCAGUACACGGCGCAAGUCGAUGCGUUCACCCGCUACCACCUCGAACAGGAACAAGGUGGCCGAGGCUCCUUGGGCCUGGGUCCCGCUCUGCCAGCUCUAGGCCAUGCAUUGUCGGGCAGCGUGGCGACCGCGUCGGCCAAAUCCCUGCUCUACCCUCUGAGCCUCGUCAUCACCCGACUCCAGGUGCAGCGCCAAUUGAGGCAGAAGGGCGAGGCGAACAGCGCGGCCAGAAGUGCGGACAAAGAGUAUGAUGGCUUAUUUGACGCCGCACGCAAAAUCCACAAAACCGAAGGCGGCAUCGGCGCUUUCUACACCGGCGUGGCGGGAGAUGUGUCGAAGGGCAUAUUGGACUCCUUCUUAUUCUUCCUGGCGUACAACUACAUCCGGCAGGCAGAGCACAAGCGCAAUGGAGGCAACAGAAUCCCCGUGGUGAAGGAGCUGGCCGUGGGCGUUGCUGCCGGCUCGUUUUCGAAGUUCUUCACUUCGCCCAUUGAGAACAUCGUCACGCGGCAACAGACCGCUGCGCUGGUGAACGCUCGCGAUCCCAACUCUGGCUCCGACCCGGCGUCGGUGCGGGACAUUGCCCGCCAAAUCUACAACGAGCGCGGUCUCGCGGGCUUCUGGUCGGGCUAUGGCGAAGCAGUCAUGCUGACCCUCAACCCCGCCAUCACUUUUGCCGUCGAUAAUGUUCUUACGCGUCUGCUCCCGCGAGAGCAGCGCGAGAGGCCCACUCCGGGCAUGACUUUCUUGCUCGCGGCGCUGUCCAAAGCCAUUGCAACCACCAUCACCUACCCGGCCAUGCUGGCCAAGUCUCGCGCGCAAGUGUCGGGCGGCAUCGGCAGCGAGGAAGAGGAAUCGCUGGAGGAGGAGAGCAUGGAGUUGCUGGAGAAGCCCAGUCUGAACGCGACGCCGCAACGGCGCAAGGUCAAACGCGGCCUGGAGCGCGUCUUUUCCAUCUUCGCCGCGCAGUACGCCAUUCUCGUCGCGCUGCGCAAGAUCUACCGUGAAGAGGGCGUGGCCGGGCUGUACUCGGGCGUGGAGGCCGAGGUGCUCAAGGGCUUCAUCCAGCACGGCUUCACGAUGAUGGUCAAGGAGCGGGCGCAGGUGGCGGUGCUGCAGAGCUACUAUCUGCUGCUGAGGCUGACGAAGCAGUGGCCGGAGGAGCUGAAGAAGGCGCAGGAUGGGGCGAGGGAGUUGGUGGAUGAGGCGGGAGAGCGCGCUUCGAACCUGGGCGAGACGGUCACCGAGGGGGCGAGGAGGGUUGCGGAGAGGGCGACGGGGAGGGAAUGA
Molecule: messenger RNA, 1308 nt
Organism: Neohortaea acidophila
Lineage: Eukaryota; Fungi; Ascomycota; Dothideomycetes; Mycosphaerellales; Teratosphaeriaceae
Product: mitochondrial carrier domain-containing protein
Exons: 2
Coding region: 1-1308 (435 amino acids)
Source: RefSeq, a predicted model, not a curated record